Messenger RNA from Seminavis robusta, 1179 nucleotides. The record is from the annotation of a GenBank genome assembly. Lineage: Eukaryota; Bacillariophyta; Bacillariophyceae; Naviculales; Naviculaceae.
AUGUGCCGAUCAACUCAGUUGAACUACAAGGUCCAAGCUCCCUUUGACGCUACUGCCAUUGGCUUGCAAAACAGUCAGGCCGUGUCGAACCUUACUUCCUCACUUUCCUCAGCACUUGAAAACGUCAAGAGUCACAAUGGCGGAAGCAACAGCAGCCGCAAGCAACGGCAUCAUCACAUUAUCGUUGAACACGAUUACCAUGACCACGCCAACGAACUCGAAUUGAUCGACGAGCGCCCAGCUCGCGGAGGAGUCACCACUCCAUUCCCCAUUCGCUUGCACAAAAUGUUGGACCAAAUGCAAGAAGAUGGCCACGCCGAUGUCAUCUCUUGGCAACCCCAUGGCCGGGCCUUUGUCGUGCACAAGCCCAAGGAAUUCAAGGAGUUGCUCCCUACAUACUUCAAGCUCUCCAAGAUGAGUUCAUUCCAGCGCCAAUUGAACCUGUAUGGUUUCCAACGCCUCACUCGUGGAAGAGAUAAAAAUGGAUACUACCAUGAAUACUUCCUCCGUGGAAAGCCCGCCUUGUCGCACAAGAUCCAGCGCACCAAGGUCAAGGGAACCGGAGUCCGUGCCAGGUCCAACCCUGCAACGGAGCCCCAUCUCUGGGAAAUGAGCUGGGUCGGAAUGGAAUCAUCUUCUGCCGCCCAGCAUCAGUAUGGAAACUGCGAUAACGGAAGCGUCUCCAGCCACGAAGAGCAUUUCGAGAGCCCCAAACAGAGUCCCAUGCCCCCUCUGAAACAGGAAUCCAAUUAUGCCGUCAACAAUGCAUCGGCUUUCUCCCUUCCUCCCUUGUCGGGAUCAUAUUCCAUGGCUUCUGCUGCUGUGGAGUCCUCGACUCCCUUCAUGGUCCCAUCCUGGACUCAGCAGCAGCCACUCGUCCAACAACAACCAUCACAGCAUGCUCUAUACGCGGCCCGUCUCAGGAAUGAGCAAGACGUUGUCAUGUCGUUUGGUGGAAAGCAGUUCCACUACUUGGACCCCAAAGAAAUGACGAAGGAAGCUGAAAUGCGAAAGAAACAGGUCGCUGCCUGCAAACAGGUCGAUACUCCCCCCAAAAGAGACGACUUACAAGCUUUCAUGUCGAACUUGGAAUUGGACAGCCUUUAUGCCGAGAUCGAUGAUGACCACAUGGAAAACGACGAUGCCUUCAUGGACAUGUUGGAGCGUGUGAUUGAAUGA